This is a messenger RNA of Diorhabda sublineata, 6212 nucleotides long. Its product is annotated as MKRN2 opposite strand protein. The record is from RefSeq and is a predicted model, not a curated record. The transcript is spliced from 5 exons. NCBI's taxonomy places the organism in Eukaryota, Metazoa, Arthropoda, Insecta, Coleoptera, Chrysomelidae. The coding region runs from base 3357 to 3974 and encodes 205 amino acids.
UAUGUUGGUGACAUUCAUACUGAAUUACACUAUUCAUACACUACCACUAAACCAACAAUCACACUCUGUCUAACGUGCGUUUCGAACACGAUGUAACCGUCUUCAGAGCUGUAUUCUCGUUUGCAUCUGGGCAUCUUCAGAAGUCAAAAUCCGUCAGAGAAGCAAGCAACUUCUGGAGAUACCAGACGCACAAGUUGGCGAAAUUUCAGUCGGACUCGACGCUAACGGGUAAACGGUCAUUACCUAUUGAGGUACGAGCGUUCCUACUUAGGUUUUGAAAUAUAGCAACACUGAUAUUAAUAUGUCAAAUUUGACAUUGCCAUCAUGAAAUUUGACAUUGACAUUUAGUGGUAAUCAGAAUGUCUUGUCAUACGAGUGGUAUUGAUUAAACCAACAACAUUAUGCUGAUCAACUCGCUUCGAUCUGAUGAAGCACCAUCUUGAGCUACCGUGUUUCGCUAGUUUUCUGAAUUCAUUCGUGGUCCUACUUCACUUUAAGAUGAAUCUCGUGAAGGUCGUCCUCCAAAAUCGACUGUUUUGCCAGAAAACAUCGAUGUGACAUACCCUGAGUUUGAAGCAUAUUUGACAAUAUCGUGUCGUUUGGUGCAAAGAAAUGCUGAAAAAAUUCAAUCGCGAUGCUUCCAAAAACGACUAUAAGAUCGUGGAAAGUGACUGCAUGGUUCUUUCAAGGCGAGCCAAAUCCAAUAAAAGUUGAACGGUCAAUUUUCUGUUCGCCAAAAGUGUUCGGGAAACCAAUCGCAGAAAACGAAUCAUUCUCUACCACGACAGACCUUGUUUGGCACCUACUUAUUCUCGCAGAUCAAAAAUGAAUUGCGAGGUCAACGUUUUCGUACACCUGAAGAAGCGGUUGAUUCGUUCAAAUCCUAUCUUGAUCAGAGAUACAGUGCAAGUCAGUCAAGAGUCAAUGUUCCCUUUCGACUUGUUAUAUCAAGGUGGGAGCAUCCAGGUUUCAUAUGCAGUUAUGAAUCGAGGCAAAUAAUUCGACUCAUUUUAUUUGAAGCGCUUCAAUGAGGCCUGGGAAUUAAUUAUUCGAAUGCGCUUUUCGUCUAAAGUGAAGGAACGUGGCUUCCAAAUCGCCGAUAGCUUACGCAAGCAUAAUUCUACAGUUGCUAUAUGGCAAAUGCGUUAUUUUGAUAUACCGUUAGCCUCAUUCGUGAUGUAACGACUACAAUGUGUGUACUUGCACAGCCGGAUAGCCACAGCCAAUGAGAGACUUUUCCCACUAUCGGCCAUAUUGUUCAGCCGGCAAAUCAAUUCAAUGCGGGAAUUUGAAUUUUUUCGUUUGUGAUACAAAACUAUGAAAAAAUAAUUCACCAUAUGGUAAAUUGGGCUCGGUUGAAAGUUAUUUCAAUAAAAACAAUUCUUAAAUUAAUGUGAAUUCAAUAAUUUUAAAUAGAUUAAAAGACUUUUCGCCAUGUAAAGAAUGUACCUAUAUUAUAAAUUUUUUACUUUAACAAGGAGAAUUAGAUAAUAAAUAAAGUGCAUCGUGUGUGUUUUAACAAUUUAUUAAUAAAACAAAUUGUAAUUAUGGAACUACUUACAAAUAUUUUAUAGUGAUACAGCAUUUCUGCUAUUUUUUUACACUCACGUUGAAUUUUUACUGGUAGAUAGAUUCUCAGUUGGGACUGCAACUUUGAAUGACAUAUAAAUAUUUGUAUCUCCUCUAACAAUCAAGUGCUCGAGCUUUUGCACGUAGCUACUUGUUUUAAAACAAAAAACUAUAGGAUAAACUUGUAAAUACCAUGUUGAAGGUUAAGUUGUAUUUUUUCCACCCGUUGAGUAAUUUAAUAUCUUUUGUAGGAAACCUAUGGAAACUAAUAUCUUCACCUCUACAAUUCGUACAGUUAUUUGUGCAUGAAAGUACAGAAUAAGAAGACAUUUCAAUUUCAAAAACUACUCAAUGUAAAUAAAUAUAAAUCAGUCAGCUGGUGACAGCCAAUAUGGCGGAAAGUGGGACUGCGCAGUAGAGGUCGUAAAUUGGUCUUCGGUAAGAACACACCUUGUAGUCUUUACAUCAAGGCCUAAUACAAAGAUUAUAUACACAUGGCCCCAUAUAUCUUUCUAACCUUAAUCUGACGGUAUUCCAUUACCAUUUGAUGAAAUUUUUCCCGAACAAAUGAAAAAAUUACAGGGGAUUCUGUCGCUUUCAGCGGUCUCUCAUUGUUAAUAAUAAACUGAUGUACACAACAAGUUUAUUCAACUUUGUUUAAUAACAAGAGAUACAUUUUCCUCUAAUAACUAAAUUGUAAACAAAGUUUGUUUAAUUUGAACCACGUACAUUUAAGAAUGUCAAUGUGAAGUUACUACUGGCGUAUAAUUAUUUAUUAGUAUUUCUACUAGAAUAAUAUUUUGAAAGUUAUAACAAAUAUAUUAUAUAAAUUGUAUAAAUAUUUUUAAUUUCUAAUAAUAAAAUUUAUAUAAAUGAAAUUUGUUUACUUUAAUUUAAUGUAUUUUUUUAAAUGAAUUAGCAGAUUUCAAUAUCAUGUACAUUCUAGCCGUUGCCAAAUUUUUCAUUUUACGCUAUAUAGUUCAAGGUUUUUCGGGAGCCACGAACUUGGAUAGAGAAUUUUAACUAUCACAUACAAACAGUUUUGGUAUAAUGAUCUAAUUGUUUUUUUUUAUAUUCAGCUAGUGAAAAAUUAUAGUCAUAUUUUGGAAAAGUUCAAAACCAUAUAUGUAAUACUUUUAUAUGGACAGUUGGUAUGGGAAAACACGUCCCUAUGUUACGGUCUUUUCGGUACUUUGUUGAUACCAAGUACUAUUACAAGAACCGUGCAUAAUCUGAGUAGAGAACUAAGGAACUAUAAUCAUUCGAAACAAAAUAUCCUGUAAAUUGUGUUCUGAAUCGAAAUUAAUAAUUUUUCUGUUUUCUUAUUUGAUUUAACGGUUUUCUAUUUUGCGUUACACAUAUUUACAAGUCCCUAAAAUAAGAGUAUAAUUAUCUUUAUAUCAUAUUUUUAAUUGUGUAAAAUCUUCAGAGAAAUUUGUAUUGUCUUGUUUCACACUAUCUUCAUUGUUCUAGCUGUGAACUAAUAAAUAUGACAUACUUUUCAUACCUUUGUUUUGCGGAAACAAUGCUUUCUAUUCCGGCAACAUCGCAAUACAAAUGAAAGUAUCCUACACCAAUUUAGUUAUUUAGUUCAUUUAUAACCUUUGUUUAGGUAGUGUUGUGCUGAUAAUAUAUUGAAGCUGAUAAAGACAUAAAUUGAGAAGAUGAUAUUAAUUUAAUGAACAAGCAAUAAGUUAAUAACUAUUAUUUGAAAAGGAUUAGAUCAUUUUCGCGGAAAUUAUGAUGACAAUAGUGAAUAAAGAUUUUGAUAAGGUGUUGUGAAUAACAUGGAUCCAGGAAUUAUAUGUUUCCAGCACUGCGGUCCAAAAAUAUUUUGUUUUGCGUUACCUGAAAAUUGUCCAUCAUGUCAAAAAGACUUGGAAAUGGAAAAUUUUUCUCUCUUGCCUUUCAGAGUUCCUUAUCCUUUUGUAAAAGCAUCUCAGUAUCAUUGCGCAGUUGUUAUCAAACCAACGACAGGAGAUUUUUUGAAUGAUUACCAUAAUUCCAAAGAUCUACAUAUUGGAGUCACUACAUCUGAUGGGAAAAUAGUAGAAUUCGAUAGGCACGGACUCAGAUGCCACAGAAGCACGCAAUGGAAUCAAUGUCUCCUAUUAGAACAAGUACAUGGAUCUUGGAGAGAACAUUGGGACAAUGUUCUCAUGAAAAUUUGUUAUCAGAAAUGUUGGUCACCCGAAUUAUACAGAGAGGAUACUCAUAAUUGUUUCACGUUUGUUUUGACAUUUUUAGUAAAUUUGGGUUAUUCGUCUUUGAGUUUGGCCGCUAAAAGCAAAACUAAUUUUUGUGAAAAAUUUAUCAUUCCCAGAACUAGCUCUGCAGGAAAAUAUAUAUCGGUUUAUAGGAGGUUGAAACACGGCAUUUAUGUCCAUAGGAACAGUAAAAACUGAGAUAUGUUUUAGAAAUUGUUUGUUUUAACUAACCCUCUAUUGCAAGGGUGGGCAAAUACUUUUAAGGGCGUGACAUAUUCGAAAUGACACCUGAGCCGGAAGACCAUACCUCACAAGCAAAUAUUUUGGGUGAACAGAAACACUAUAAUCAUUUUAAAGCAUUUGGCCAUAGAAAUUUUAUAGUUGAUAAUAGGUACUAGUGAUAAUGAAUUGUCCACUGUUUCAAUUUAAUAUUAAUUAUAAUACAUUAAAAAAGUGGACAAUUCAUUAUUACUAUUAUAAUUAUUUAUAUUAUUAAAUAAUAAUUUAUUAUAUUCUCAAAAUACAGAAUAUAAUAUUAAGCUGAUUACCUGUUUUAUGAGAGUAUGUUGCAUACAUUAAAAUAGGGAUAAUUGUAGUUAUUCGAAAUUAUUGUUGAUUAUAUUAAAAUCGCUUAUAAUAAGAAAUUGAAAAAAUUGCAAUCAACAGCCCGGAUAAAGUAAGCAAAAGGGCUAAAUCCCACCCCGAUCGGACCCCUGCUCUAAUGCAUGAAUUAUGAAAAGAAUGAAAAAAAAUAUUUGGCGGUUUGUUUAGGCUUUAUUUGGGGAUAAAAUUUACUAAAAAAACGAAAAUUAAAAAAAAUCACUUGCAUAAACAAAUGUUUAGUAUCAAAAUAAAAACUAACCUUUGUCGUAACAUUUUCUACACUUUUUGUAAGUUUUUUAGCCACAAAAUUGACAUUUCUGCCUAUGGUUUUUCAUCAAGUAUAUGAGUAAAAUUGAACCUUUUAUUUUACUACUGUACAUUUUUUACUUUUGCAAAUUAUACAGUAUAUACAAAAAGAUUUCAUCUGAUAGUAGACAGAGAGUGUUAUUUGAAAUUAUAUACUGGUCAUUUUAGACAUACGAAGUUACAUAAAUUUGGUUAAAAUCAGUGAAAUUGUUUAAAAUAUAAUAAAAAAUAAUAUUUGAAAGUUUGUCAUCAUUUCCGUAUAGGGAAAAAAUUUAAUUCAAGGUCAAAAAUCAAAAAAAUGAGUUUUUUUGUGAUUUUCAUAAAAAAGUGAGUUUUAUCAUAAAAAUACCCCAGACAAAAAUUGUGGAUCAUAAAAUUAUCUUCAACAAACGUGUCGAAACUUCUUUUCAUACGAGCCACCGUUUUUGAGAUAUAAUGAUUUAAAAAGUUGUAAUCGUAAUAUGCAUGAGUACGCCUCGUAUAUACAUCUCUACAGUUGUAAAAUAAGUUAAAAUAUUGCAGAAACAAAAAUUAAAACAUUUUCAUACAUGCCAGGUUUAGAAUCAUAAUAAAAAUAUGCUAAUUUGUCGUUUUUGAAGUCGCAGAAUCCAUUAGUUAAUUACAGUAUUACCAAUCAUCGAAAUAAUUGUCUUCUGGUUCCGUUUUUUGUACUGGAUUUUUGAAUUGUACGAAAUUCCAUAGAAAAAUAUAUUUUUUGAAAAGUUAUAAGCCACUUAACCUAAGCUAAUAUAAACCUAACCUAGUCGAGGCUAAAGUAAACCUAAUCUAAUCUUAACUAACUUGGAAAUACUUUGAAAACCUCACAGACGUUAGAGGCCCCUCGGGAAGAUAUUCAGUAAUGGAGUGAAGGAUGUUGCAACUGUUAAUGUACCUGUGGAGUUCUUUUGGAGGAAGGAGAAAGAUCAAUAAAUGUAUUCAUUCCUGGGUCUGCUUAAUAACAUUCCAAUUUGAAUGUAAAAAAAGUAUAUAAAAACGUGAACAACAAUUAUUUUUGACUUGGUUUUCACUGUAUUUCGUUUCCCUCCCGAGUUCCUUAAAAAUAGCAUCUUCAAACUGAGUCCUCUUGUUUAAAUCAAGUAACAAAUUCAUUUAACCCUAUCUAACAGUUAACAAAUUCAAUUCAAACAAAUUUAUUAUUAUUAAAACCGAAAAUAUUGAUUUCCGACAUUUGCGACCUUCGAAAACGCUAAACUAACGUGUAUUAUGAUCCUGAAUCGAGUAUAUACGGAAAUAUAUAGUACAAUUAAACAAUUCUUCUACAAUUGUACGAUUUCGCUUUAAUAGUAUUAAAUGAACUGUAUCGAAGUCUUUCUAAUUACGUUAACUGAUGAGGUUAAAUCGGCCAAAACCGGUUAAUAACUAACAAUUAUUCUGCCUUAUGGCCAUUUAUCAUUCCUACUUUAUUUAUAUUAUUUAUGUUAUUGUUAGAAUUCAUUUAUAACUUUAUAGAUUUAUUAUAAAAUUUAUAUGAUAUAAUUACUUGUUGAAUAAAAGUUUAUUUUUCUA